UAUGCAAUUUUAUUGUUUUGUGUUUGUUAGUGUCAGAGACAGAGAAGAGGCUAAUUCGUUUGCUCUCUCUAUGAUGUACGGGAAAACGGCUUACCACUAUCAGAUCCAGCAGGACAAAUCAGGGAAACUGGCUAUGCCUGAGGGAACAAAGUUUGACACACUGUGGCAGCUGGUCGAGUAUCUGAAGAUGAAGCCUGAUGGUCUGGUAACUGUCCUCGGGGAGGCCUGCGUCAAUGGCAAAAAUGUAGAAGAGAAACCCAGUGUUCCUUCAGAAAGGCGAGGUAGAGGUCGACUGAAUCCAUACGUACCGCCACCUGGAGCUGCUGCGCUGGUCUCAAAGCCAGUUACUUCUGUGCCUAAAGAGUGCGACCUUCUGCCCAUGGAUUGUGAUGGAUUUAAUCCAUAUCACAACCCGAAUGAGAUCAAGAAAUUCAACAUCCAGCGGGACCAGUUGAUCAUUGAUGAGGUGGAGCUCGGCUCUGGAAACUUUGGCUGUGUCAAGAAGGGAGUCCUCAGGAAAGAAUCAGGCCAGGUAGACGUGGCCAUCAAGGUGCUGAAGAGUGAAAAUGAAAAGCUGGUGAGGGAUGAAAUGAUGAGGGAGGCAGAGAUCAUGCACCAGCUGGACAACCCGUUCAUCGUCCGCAUGCUGGGCCUGUGCAACGCCGAGCACCUGAUGCUCGUCAUGGAGAUGGCUGCCGCCGGCCCCCUCAACAAGUUCCUCUCCACCAAAAAGGAAACUGUGUCUGUGGAGAACAUUGUCAACCUGAUGCACCAGAUAUCGAUGGGGAUGAAGUAUUUGGAGGAGAAGAACUUUGUGCACAGAGAUCUGGCAGCUCGCAAUGUCCUGCUGGUCAACCAGCAGUUCGCCAAAAUCAGUGACUUUGGGCUUUCCAAGGCGCUGGGAGCAGAUGACAACUACUACAAAGCUCGUACAGCGGGAAAAUGGCCACUGAAGUGGUACGCUCCAGAAUGUAUAAACUUCCACAAAUUCUCCAGUAAAAGUGACGUGUGGAGCUUUGGCGUCACCAUGUGGGAGGCGUUCUCCUACGGAGGAAAACCCUACAAGAAAAUGAAAGGUCAGGAGGUCACAGCCUUCAUUAACAACGGGGGCCGUAUGGAGCGUCCACCAGCGUGUCCAGAGAGGAUGUAUACACUGAUGAAAGAAUGCUGGACACAUUCCCACGAGGAUCGCCCCGACUUCAAGAAGGUCGAGGAGUCCAUGAGGACUUAUCAUUACUCCAUAUCCAGCAAGGCCAAGCCUGAUGGAGCCGAAGCUGCUGCCAUGCCUAGCAAGUAGACAGGAAGACAGGCGCAUUCUGUCCCACUGCUGCACAAAGCAUCCUUUCAACCAAGCGUUAAACUACCAAAACAAAGGGCAUUUCAUGAGCGGCGCAUAAUGAUGAGCGUUGAAUGCCGAGGAGAUACAGCUAAACGGGCCUCAUUGACAAUAAAUGUGCAUUUGUAAAUUGUUCCUGGGUGUUUCAGCUGUGUAAGGAGGGUUGCUGUAGGUUUGUGUGUCUGUCCUGGUCUGAAUGUUAAGUGUCUUUGCAUUGAUGACAGAACUAAUUCUGUAUUCUGGUAUUUCUAGACUGUAUGGCACAUGAAGAAGUUUUUUUUUUCUGUACUUUCACCUUAAAGCAGUUUGUCUGUUUUUAUGCCAAAUAAAGUAAAACUAAC
Molecule: messenger RNA, 1677 nt
Organism: Gambusia affinis (western mosquitofish)
Lineage: Eukaryota; Metazoa; Chordata; Actinopteri; Cyprinodontiformes; Poeciliidae
Product: tyrosine-protein kinase ZAP-70
Exons: 10
Coding region: 2-1297 (431 amino acids)
Biological process (GO): protein phosphorylation; cell differentiation; cell surface receptor protein tyrosine kinase signaling pathway
Cellular component (GO): extrinsic component of cytoplasmic side of plasma membrane
Molecular function (GO): ATP binding; non-membrane spanning protein tyrosine kinase activity; signaling receptor binding
Source: RefSeq, a predicted model, not a curated record